AUGACGAUAUCUCGAUUAUCCUCCCUGAAGCUUCUUACAGCUCUUACCUUUACAUCAUGGGGUUUGACUAUAAUUAUUAGUUUGGCAACGCCUGCUGCCGGCUCUACCGGUAGCAGCACUGUUCCGGUUCCUCCCUUUCUUCGGUACUUGACCGAGAGUGACUUGAAUGCGGCACGACAAUUGGCCAAAGAUCGACAUGAACAAGCCGUCAAGGAUGCCUUGACCAACUUUCCCAUUGAUGAUAUUCCCUGCAGUCCGGAGGAUGAUCAAGCUACCGUUGCCAACACGCCCGUCAAGGAACACCCCGUCACGCUGAGUUCCAAAUUACCCGAUUUUCACGACGAAUUGCCCAGUUCCAUCUUUGAAUCUUUAAAACCGUUACUGACCCGCGAAGAAUGCGCACACGUCAUUCAAAUGGCCGACGAACAUUUUGGUGGCAACGAAUGGACGGCGUUGCCGGCGGGAGAGUACAAGAUGCGCGGAUUCAAACUCAAGGAUGUUCCCGCCAUUCGCGAAUUUAUCGUCGAAGUAUUUCGCAAACGAUUCAUUCCCAUUGUGCAACACACCAACCCAAAGUUUGCCGCAUCCAUUGCCGAUUUGGCAUUGGACAAUUGUUACCUCAUGAAAUUCACACCUGCGACGGGCGCCCGCAUGGAUAUUCAUUGCGAUGACGGAUGUCUCUCCUUUACCAUUCAAAUGAAUCCACGAGAAGAAUACGUCGGUGGUGGCACGUGGUUUGAAGGACUCGCGGAUGCCAGGGGCGACACAGACAAUCAUGCCGCGGGAAUUGUCAAAAUGGAUGUCGGUCAUGUGCAUUUCCGGGCCGGGGCCAUUCGGCACUGUGGGUUUACCAUUACCGAAGGAAAACGAUACGUCAUUGGAGGAUUUGGCAUUCAUCGUUCCAAAACGGAACAUGUACGAUUGUUAAUGCGGGGCAAUACCGAUGACGAAAUGCAGUUGUCAUUGCCCGCGGUCGUCGCGUUGAAUCCCGAGUACGAUGAAGGCUACGCCAUGUUGGCACAUGAUUGGGAUGUCAGACAGGGGCGUGCCGAUGAUGCCAAGGAAGUGUUGGAAUAUUGUUUGGAACACGUCAAUCCCAAAUGUUCCAAAGUUGCCUUUUCGUUGGGCGUUCGUCAUUAUCGUCGAGAAGGAAAACACGACAAGGUCAUGGACUGCAUGAAGAUUGUCUUGCAGUACGAUCCGUACGACGUUUUGGCCAUGGCUGCCAUGGCGGAUGCGGCCAGUGAAGUGGGAGACGUGGCGGUCGAAAAGGAAAUGUACGAACGCAUUGUACAAGUCGCGGGAGUCUCACCGGAACGAAAGGCCAAUGCCUAUCGCGAUUUGGGACUGUUACACAAGGGACGGGAUCUACAAGUCGAGAUUGACUGUUACCAAAAAGCCGUCGAGGCACACGACAAUUAUCAUGCCAGAUACAGUUUGGGGAGAGCCUUGUUUCAAGCCGGUGAAUUGGAGAAAGCUCGCGAAUCGUUUCUGGCGGCGUACUCGCAGGAUGAUACUUCCGUGGGAGCCUUGAAGGCAAUUUACCGUACGGCCAAAACAAUACUGGAGAAGGACGCAUCCUUGUCGGAUUCGGAUGAUCUAGCCAAAGCACAGAGAAUGAUAGAGUUGGUGGGAGGCGAGGAAAAUCACAGCAAGAUACAAUCCAUGAUGGCCAACCCCUUUGGCACCCUUCCGCUGCCUCAAUAA
Messenger RNA from Seminavis robusta, 1707 nucleotides. The record is from the annotation of a GenBank genome assembly. Lineage: Eukaryota; Bacillariophyta; Bacillariophyceae; Naviculales; Naviculaceae.